Molecule: messenger RNA, 3026 nt
Organism: Heteronotia binoei (common prickly gecko)
Lineage: Eukaryota; Metazoa; Chordata; Lepidosauria; Squamata; Gekkonidae
Gene: CDC40
Product: cell division cycle 40
Exons: 15
Coding region: 113-1861 (582 amino acids)
Biological process (GO): mRNA splicing, via spliceosome
Cellular component (GO): catalytic step 2 spliceosome
Molecular function (GO): protein binding; mRNA binding
Source: RefSeq, a predicted model, not a curated record
UAAUCGUGGACGGACGUGGCGACGAAAGGCGAGAGAAGAUACUUCUAUGUAGCUUCCAGGAUGCGACGGACGCUCCUCCCCCCUGGCGCUCGGCCACUUCCGUCUUGCUAAGAUGUCGGCCGCCAUAGCUGCGCUCGCUUCGUACGGAGGCUCCGAUUCGGAGUCGGACUCUGGCUCUGAGGCUGAGGGGACGACCGGCCACUCAGCCCAGGUGGCUGUUGGAGACGCGGUGCUGCACCUUGCCUCGCUUCCUUCUACCCAGCAGGCGCUCCUGCCUGCAGUAGACUCGGCCCCUGCGGUGGCCGUGAAGGAAGAUGUGGUAACAGGAGUUCAUCUUGAUCCAGCUGCUAAGGAAGUUCAGUAUAAUCCAACAUACGAAACAAUGUUCGCACCUGAGUUUGGGCCAGUGAAUCCUUUUAGAACUCAGCAGAUGGCUGCACCUAGGAAUAUGCUUUCUGGAUAUACAGAACCAGCACACAUUAAUGAUUUCAUGUUUGAACAACAAAGAAGAACAUUUGCAACUUAUGGAUAUGCUUUGGAUCCCUCAGUAGACAAUUAUGAUGUUUCUACUAAAUAUAUUGGAUCUGUUGAGGAAGCUGAGAAGAAUCAAGGUCUAACAGUGUUUGAAACAGGACAGAAGAAAACAGAGAAAAGGAAAAAAUUCAAAGAGAAUGAUGCAUCUAAUAUUGAUGGUUUCUUGGGACCAUGGGCAAAAUACAUUGAUGAAAAGGAUGUUGCCAAACCUUCAGAAGAAGAACAAAGGGAACUAGACGAAAUAACAGCAAAGAGGCAGAAGAAAGGCAAGCAUGAAGAUGAUAAGCCUGGAGAAGAAAAGACUAUUUUGCAUGUCAAAGAGAUGUAUGACUACCAAGGGAGAUCCUACCUUCACGUCCCUCAGGAUGUUGGAGUUAACCUGCGUUCAGCUGUACCCCCUGAGAAAUGUUACCUUCCUAAGAAACAGAUCCAUGUAUGGUCGGGGCAUACAAAGGGUGUCAGUGCUGUCAGGCUGUUUCCUCUUUCUGGCCACCUGUUGCUGUCUUGUUCAAUGGACUGCAAAAUUAAGCUCUGGGAAGUAUAUGGUGAACGAAGAUGCUUACGGACAUUCAUCGGACACAGUAAAGCUGUUCGAGAUAUAUGCUUCAACAAUGCUGGAAGCCAGUUUCUUAGUGCUGCAUAUGAUCGGUAUCUUAAGCUCUGGGAUACUGAAACAGGACAGUGUAUUUCAAGGUUCACCAACAGAAAGGUUCCUUAUUGUGUCAAAUUCAAUCCUGAUGAAGAUAAACAAAACCUUUUUGUUGCAGGAAUGUCAGAUAAGAAAAUUGUUCAGUGGGAUAUUCGAAGUGGAGAAAUAGUACAGGAGUACGAUAGGCAUUUGGGUGCUGUCAACACCAUUGUGUUUGUGGAUGAGAACAGACGAUUUGUCAGUACAUCUGAUGACAAGAGUUUAAGAGUCUGGGAAUGGGACAUUCCAGUCGAUUUCAAGUACAUAGCAGAACCAAGUAUGCACUCCAUGCCAGCAGUGACUUUGUCUCCAAAUGGAAAAUGGCUGGCUUGUCAAUCCAUGGACAAUCAGAUUUUGAUUUUUGGUGCUCAGAACAGAUUCAGACUAAAUAAAAAGAAAAUUUUCAAGGGUCAUAUGGUGGCAGGCUAUGCCUGCCAAGUUGAUUUUUCACCUGACAUGAGCUAUGUGAUAUCAGGAGAUGCAGAUGGAAAACUCAACAUCUGGGACUGGAAGACAACAAAACUCUACAGUAGGUUAAAAGCUCACGACAAAGUCUGCAUUGGCGCAGUGUGGCAUCCACAUGAAACAUCAAAGGUGAUCACUUGUGGGUGGGAUGGUCUCAUUAAACUAUGGGACUGAGAGCUCUGCACUAAACUGUCUGCAUAUCAUCUUGAAAAUGCUCCAACCAAGACUCAACGUGAAAGGUUUCUCUAGUGAGGAUUAUCUCCUGUAAGAAUCUGAAAAUGGCCACAUGAAAUGGACUGAAGUGGUAGUUUUGGGAUAAUGUCUAGCUAUGAAAGCAAUUAAACUAGGAUGCUUCUCUGUGAUUGUUUAAAGAAGCUGAAAUAAAACAGCAGGCUUGGCCCUGUUUGUUAAGUGCACGAUUUGUAAGAGUGCAGUUUUUCAUGUCAGCGUUACAUAGUAAAGUGUACCUAUUUAUAAAUACUACUUGGCAGUAUUCUUCAAUUUCCAAUUACAUAAGGUGUCACUGAAAUUAUGUUAUAUAUAAUAGAAAUCUGUUACUCAAAAUUGUUGCUGUAUUUAAUAGAAAUUAUUAGUUGCAUGCACAAAGAAACACUUACCUUGAGCAGUUUCAGUUUCAUGUCCUCAAUUCAGUUUCUGCACAUGGGAAAAUUUCCCCCUAGAUCUAACAUCCUUGGCGGGGGGGGAGGGGGGCAGAGAGCGGGCAUUAUCCAACAAAUCAUAGGUACAGGGCAUCUACCUGCUGUAGUGCCCAUGAAGUCCCUUCCCAGCUUUCUUAUUUUGGAAUGGGGAGAACUCCACCUAAGACAUUCUUCCCUACCAUUAUGGUGCACAAAAAGAUUCCUGUGCACAGGAGUAUUGGGGUAUUUUGCAGGGAGGGGUGCCUAUUUCAAAAUCUGCUUGUCAAUUUCUUUGAUGAUAUAGGGUUCCGUUUUAUAACUAUUCUUAGUCAUCUAUUUGCUUUUUAUAAUAAAGAAAUCCAAAGAACAUUGUGUAUAACCCUCUUAACAAAUAAACUUAACAAACAAAUACUGUUUCAUUGUAAACUCCAUGCCCCAUUCACCCUGCAGGAUUUGUGUAGAAGCAAAUGAAUUGCAGCUUUUUAUAAAUGUACCUCAAAGAAGAUGUAAUUGGAAGCAGCAACAGCAGCUUUAUCACUUGUCCACCUACAUCUUGUAAAUAAAUGGGCACUUUAAUAUCUAUUUUUAUUUUAUAGAAAUGUUUUGUGUGCUGAAAUACUGUAUAUAUGUCUCCAUAUUUUUUACAGAAGUUAUUUUUAAUAAAUGUAUUUUAUGAAAAUACAUACUUUAAUUUAACACAG